Oikopleura dioica is the source of this 351-nucleotide messenger RNA. Lineage: Eukaryota; Metazoa; Chordata; Appendicularia; Copelata; Oikopleuridae. The record is from the annotation of a GenBank genome assembly.
AUGCGAAAAACAAAAGUGUUUCUCUUGAUUUUCGCCCAUUUUCGAGUUUCGAAUGGCGACGGCCUUCCCGCGAAUGGGCACACGAACAUCGGUGAAGGAAUGAAGGAAUAUUUCAAGGAUGUCUACCAGCUUGGCAAUCACAAGAAAUACUUUACGAAUCCGAUCGUGAAUGAGGAGCUUCAUCGAAUCGCGAAAACAGCCAAGUUAGUAGCUUUGCAAAAGGAUUACACUUUUCACAAGUUCUUAAAACAGAGAGAAAACGACGUCAAGCUCGUUAAGGCGACGAGAUGUAUUUUGAGAAGCUCAUUUUCCUGUGCUAAAGACAUUCGAAAGUUCAUUCGUUCCAAUUGA